UGAUUUCCGAUUCAAUCUCUGUUUUUUAUCUGCUCCCUUUUACCUGAUUCCGAAACCUGUCUCCGAUUUCGCGACGGAAAAUGAGCUGGUGGUGGGCCGGAGCGAUUGGCGCUGCUAAGAAGAAAUUUGAAGAAGGUGAACCUCCGAGAAGCUUUGAGGGCGUCGCCCUGGUGAUCGGCGUUACUGGUAUCGUUGGCAACAGCCUCGCCGAGAUUCUCCCUCUUUCCGACACCCCCGGCGGUCCAUGGAAGGUCUACGGCGUCGCUCGGAGGUCGAGGCCAAGUUGGAACGCCGACCAUCCCAUCGAAUACAUUCAAUGCGAUAUCUCCGAUCCGGAAGACGCCGAAGCCAAACUCUCGCAGCUCGUUGAUGUGACUCAUCUCUUCUAUGUCACAUGGACCAAGCGAUCCACCGAGCUCGAGAACUGCGAGGCCAACGUUAAAAUGCUUCGCAACGUGUUGCGAUCAGUGAUCCCCAACGCGCCCAAUCUCCGCCAUAUCUGCCUUCAAACCGGUACGAAGCACUACGUCGGAUCCUUCGAGAGCAUUGUCAAUAAAUCCGUGCAGCCGCACGAUUCGCCUUUCACGGAGGAUUUGCCUCGAUUGAAAUGCCCAAAUUUCUAUUACACGCAAGAAGAUUUGUUAUUCGAAGAAAUUGAAAAGACUCAAAGAAAGGAUCUGACAUGGGCGGUGAUCCGACCCAAUGUAAUUUUCGGGUUUUCCCCCUUCGGCUGGAUGAACAUCAUAGGAACCCUAUGCGCGUACGCCGCCAUAUGCAGGCACGAGGGACGUCCGUUGAAAUUCCCAGGCACGAAAUCGGCUUGGGAGGAGUUCUCGGUAGCUUCAGACGCAGAUCUGAUAGCGGAGCAGCACAUAUGGACGGCGGUGGAUCCGUACGCGAAGAACGAGGCGUUUAACUGCAACAAUGGCGAUGUAUUCAAGUGGAAACAUUUCUGGAAAGUGUUGGCAGAACAGUUCAACAUUGAGGAUUACGGGUUCGAAGAGGGCGAGAAAUUGACGUUGGUGGAGUUGAUGAAGGACAAAAGCAAAGUGUGGGAAGAGAUCGUGAAGGAGAAUCAGCUGCAACCAACCCGACUGGAGGAGAUUGGUAAUUGGUGGUUCGUAGAUAUAAUUUUGAGCAUUUCAGGUAACAUAGAUAGCAUGAACAAGAGCAAGGAGCAUGGAUUUCUGGGCUUCAGGAACUCCAAGAACUCCUUCAUUUCUUGGAUCGACAAGAUCAAGGCUUUCAAAAUUGUGCCUAUCGAUNCUUCUCUGUUCCCGAUUUUGCAGAAGAAAUUUGAAGAAGGUGAACCUCCGAGAAGCUUUGAGGGCGUCGCCCUGGUGAUCGGCGUUACUGGUAUCGUUGGCAACAGCCUCGCCGAGAUUCUCCCUCUUUCCGACACCCCCGGCGGUCCAUGGAAGGUCUACGGCGUCGCUCGGAGGUCGAGGCCAAGUUGGAACGCCGACCAUCCCAUCGAAUACAUUCAAUGCGAUAUCUCCGAUCCGGAAGACGCCGAAGCCAAACUCUCGCAGCUCGUUGAUGUGACUCAUCUCUUCUAUGUCACAUGGACCAAGCGAUCCACCGAGCUCGAGAACUGCGAGGCCAACGUUAAAAUGCUUCGCAACGUGUUGCGAUCAGUGAUCCCCAACGCGCCCAAUCUCCGCCAUAUCUGCCUUCAAACCGGUACGAAGCACUACGUCGGAUCCUUCGAGAGCAUUGUCAAUAAAUCCGUGCAGCCGCACGAUUCGCCUUUCACGGAGGAUUUGCCUCGAUUGAAAUGCCCAAAUUUCUAUUACACGCAAGAAGAUUUGUUAUUCGAAGAAAUUGAAAAGACUCAAAGAAAGGAUCUGACAUGGGCGGUGAUCCGACCCAAUGUAAUUUUCGGGUUUUCCCCCUUCGGCUGGAUGAACAUCAUAGGAACCCUAUGCGCGUACGCCGCCAUAUGCAGGCACGAGGGACGUCCGUUGAAAUUCCCAGGCACGAAAUCGGCUUGGGAGGAGUUCUCGGUAGCUUCAGACGCAGAUCUGAUAGCGGAGCAGCACAUAUGGACGGCGGUGGAUCCGUACGCGAAGAACGAGGCGUUUAACUGCAACAAUGGCGAUGUAUUCAAGUGGAAACAUUUCUGGAAAGUGUUGGCAGAACAGUUCAACAUUGAGGAUUACGGGUUCGAAGAGGGCGAGAAAUUGACGUUGGUGGAGUUGAUGAAGGACAAAAGCAAAGUGUGGGAAGAGAUCGUGAAGGAGAAUCAGCUGCAACCAACCCGACUGGAGGAGAUUGGUAAUUGGUGGUUCGUAGAUAUAAUUUUGAGCAUUUCAGGUAACAUAGAUAGCAUGAACAAGAGCAAGGAGCAUGGAUUUCUGGGCUUCAGGAACUCCAAGAACUCCUUCAUUUCUUGGAUCGACAAGAUCAAGGCUUUCAAAAUUGUGCCUUGAUUGAUUCCCCACUUCUUCUUCUGCAACUGUUUCCUUUGGAUUCUUCUGCAAUAAGCUUGGACAUCAGAAAGUGUUGCUUAAUUUUACUUUUCUCCUCUCUUUAUCUUCAA
Cucurbita moschata (crookneck pumpkin) is the source of this 2542-nucleotide messenger RNA. RefSeq lists its product as uncharacterized. Lineage: Eukaryota; Viridiplantae; Streptophyta; Magnoliopsida; Cucurbitales; Cucurbitaceae. Bases 81 to 2432 code for a protein of 783 amino acids. The record is from RefSeq and is a predicted model, not a curated record. The transcript is spliced from 3 exons.